CCACUGUUUCUGUUCUGUGCCAGCCAGUACAUUUUUCUUUCCUUACCUGCAUCUGGAGAUACAGUUAGUAUCCAGAAAGCAUGGCUUUUGUAGCACCACCAGGCUACCAACCUAUCUAUAAUCCAUGCAUUCCAUAUGUAGGCCCUAUCAAUGGGGGUCUUAGAGCAGGAAUGUCGCUCUAUAUCCAGGGAAAGAUGGAACAUCAUAUUAGCAGGUUUCAUAUAAAUCUGAUGUGUGGUGAAUUUGAAGGAUGCGAUAUUGCUUUCCACUUCAACCCUCGUUUUGAGUUCUGGGACAAAGUGGUCUUCAACACUUUCCAGAACGGGGUAUGGGAAGGAGAGGAGAAAGUCCACCAGAUGCCGUUCCACAAGGGGAAGCAUUUCGAGUUGGUCAUUGUCGUCAAUUCAACGGGCUAUCAGGUGAAUGUGAAUGGGCAGGAGCUCUACCUCUUUCAGCACAGAUUGCCUGUGGAACGGGUGUGUGCCUUGGAGAUUGGAGGAGAUGUGUCCAUUGAUAGUAUCAACAUCAUCGGGGGCAUGCAAGGCAUGGGGGGAGGAUUUCCAGGCGGAAUGGGAGGAGGCAUGGGGGGAGGAUAUCCUGGAGGUGGAGCUGGUGGAUUUUAUCCUGAUGCUGGAAUGGGGGGCGGCUUUCCAGGAGGUGGAAUGGGUGGCAUGGGGGGAGGUUAUCCGGGACCUGGGUUUGGGGGAGGAGGAGGCAUGGAGUAUCCAGGAACAAAUCUGCCAGUCAUGGGAAUGCAGCCUGUCUUCAAUCCUGGGGUUCCUUAUUCAAACAUGAUCCCUGGUGGGAUGGUAUCCAGGAGGACCAUUAUCAUUAGAGGCAUGGUGCCAUAUGGAGCUGACAGGUUUUGCAUAAACUUUUUAGUUGGGGCUUCACGAGACAUAGCCUUUCACAUCAACCCUCGAAUUAGAGAGGGAGUGGUAGUCCGUAACAGCCUGAUUGGUGGUUGCUGGGGUGAAGAAGAAAUAGACGUUAACUUCAACCCCUUCCUGGAGGGACAGUACUUUGAGAUCUCCAUUCGCUGUGGUGAAGAGAAGUUUAAGGUGUAUGUAAAUGGGCAGCACAUGUGUAACUUCUUCCACCGUUUCCAGAAUUACAGUCAGAUCGACAUGUUGGAGCUGGAGGGAGACGUCCAGCUCUCGUACAUCCACUUCUGAGUCUGGCUCCACAAUGCAUCUCGCAUUGUUCGUGCUUUAGCCUUUAGGAACACCUGUGUAAUUAACAUUAGUAAAACGUGUUUUAUUAUACGCAAAUCAAUAAAUAAUGUGUUCUUAACAUG
This is a messenger RNA of Ictalurus punctatus (channel catfish), 1297 nucleotides long. RefSeq names its product galectin-6. Bases 81 to 1175 code for a protein of 364 amino acids. The record is from RefSeq and is a predicted model, not a curated record. The transcript has 15 exons. Gene Ontology annotation, molecular function: carbohydrate binding. Lineage: Eukaryota; Metazoa; Chordata; Actinopteri; Siluriformes; Ictaluridae.